UUUGCGGGAACAUAAACCAGAGAUGUAAAUUGGGGUGAAAGAAAAAGGGAAUAAUAAGCAGCGAAAACCCAGAAAAAUUCACAAUGAAAUUUCAUCAUUUGAGCUUCUUUUUGAUUCUAUCAUCAUUCACUGCACUCACUCCACUCCCCACAGUUCAAUUCCCCAAUCCCAAUGACUCCCACACUAGAAGGAUCCUACACCAACCCUUGUUUCCGGCGAGUUCUGCUCCGCCGCCAGCCACUCCUCCGCCGCCGCAGCCGGAGGAAACCCCUUCGUCUCCCGACAUUCCUUUCUUCAACGAGUAUCCAGCAGCGCCGCCACCGCCGGACCUGAACCUGUCGCCGCCGUCAACCUCCAACAACACAACCGCGAAUUACCCGACGGCAACGCAACCCACGAAGCCGACGAAGAAAGUUGCGAUUGCGAUCUCCGUGACGAUCGUGACGGUGGGGAUGUUCUCCGCAUUCGGCUUCUUCUUGUACAAACACAGAGCGAAGCACCACGCGGAGACACAGAAGCUAGUGAGUGGUGGAAACUCUCGGAGGGUUCUAGAAGAUUCUCCGAGGGCCCCACCUCCCUCGAGCUUCCUCUACAUUGGGACUGUGGAGCCCAGCAGAACGUCGGUGAGCGAAGCCAAUGGUGCAGACAGGUCACCUUAUCACAAGCUCAAUUCCGUUAAGCUGAAUUCGGAUCAUCGUUACAGGCCAAGUCCCGAGUUGCAACCAUUGCCGCGGCUGAGCAAGCCCCCAGCCGACGAGACCCAAUCGCCGCCGGCGGCCUCCUCGUCUUCGUCAUCGUCGGACGAGGAAAGCCGCGAGACGGCGUUUCAUUCGCCGCAUGGGUCCUCGUCUCUCAGCCACGAGGAUAGCUACUACACGCCGGUUUCUCGCCUUGCCAACGGUAGCCCCGCCGCACCGGCCGUCGCUGCUCCGGUGGUUCCUUUCUCCAAGAGAACCUCGCCUAAAUCUCGGUUUUCUGCUUCGUCGCCGGAUAUCAGGCACGUCAUCAUGCCAUCCGUAAAGCAUUCUCAGCCGCCGGCGCCGCCACCGCCACCGCCACUACCUUCAAUUCAACAUCUGCAUAUGGAGAUAGAAGUGAAACCCGAUCGUUCCAGAAGGCCGAAAUUCUCAUCGCCUCCCCCAGCACCGAAUUUGACGCAUCUUCAUACAAACAUAUAUAAUACUUCACUUAAACCUCCUCCUCCUCCGCCUCCACCGCCACCGCCACGAAAGGGUUGGUCUCCGGCAAUAAGUGUAUCGUCUUCCUCUUCUCCAAGAAAGCAGCGACGGUCUUGGUCUCCUAAUCAAGAAGUGGGUUCUGGUAACAGUGUGAGUGUGACGAAAGCUUCAGAGGAAGUUGAUGACAUGGAUGGAGCUAAACCCAAGUUGAAGGCUCUGCAUUGGGAUAAAGUGCGUGCUACCUCAGACCGCGCCACUGUGUGGGACCAGUUAAAAUCAAGCUCCUUUCAGUUAAAUGAGGACAUGAUGGAGACCCUGUUUGGUUGCAAUUCCACAAAUUCUGCCCCUAAAGAGGCUGUUACUAGAAAAUCAGUUCUUCCCACUGUUGAAAAGGAGAAUAGAGUGUUGGACCCCAAGAAAUCCCAAAACAUAGCUAUACUACUCAGGGCACUGAAUGUGACAAGAGAUGAGGUGUCCGAAGCUCUUUUAGAUGGGAAUCCUGAAGGUUUGGGUGCUGAGCUAUUGGAAACUCUAGUAAAGAUGGCUCCAACAAAGGAAGAAGAGAUAAAACUUAAAAAAUAUGAUGGUGACCUUUCAAAACUUGGGUCUGCAGAGAGAUUUCUCAAAGCAGUGCUUGAUGUACCUUUAGCUUUUAAAAGAGUUGAAGCCAUGCUGUACAGAGCUAAUUUUGAAACAGAAGUUAAAUACCUUAGAAAGUCCUUUCAAACCCUGGAGGCAGCAAGUGAGGAAUUAAAGAACAGCCGGUUAUUCCUCAAACUUCUUGAAGCUGUUCUCAGGACAGGAAACAGAAUGAAUGUUGGCACCAAUCGUGGGGAUGCUAAAUCUUUCAAACUGGACACACUCCUAAAACUUGUGGAUAUAAAGGCAACAGAUGGAAAGACCACAUUACUCCACUUUGUGGUCCAAGAGAUCAUUAGAUCUGAAGAUACAGGUUGUGAAUCUGCAAAUGAGAAUGUUCAAAACCAAACGAAUUCCCAAUUCAAUGAUGAUGAGUUCACAAAGAAAGGACUGCAGGUUGUGGCUGGAUUGAGCAGAGACCUUGGUAAUGUUAAAAAGGCAGCGGGAAUGGACUUGGAUGUCUUAAGCAGCUAUGUCUCAAAGCUUGAAAUGGGGCUUGAUAAAGUGAGGUUGGUUUUGCAAUAUGAAAAGCCAGAUAUGCAAGGGAAUUUCUUUAACUCGACAAAGAUAUUUCUGAAAGAUGCCGAAAAGAAAAUUGACUGGAUCAAGGCUGAUGAACGGAAGGCCUUAUUCCUGGUAAAAGAAGUUACAGAGUACUUUCAUGGGGAUACAGCAAAGGAAGAAGCGCACCCUUUCAGAGUUUUUAUGGUUGUAAGAGACUUUCUAAAUAUUUUGGAUCAAGUAUGCAAAGAAGUGAUGCAGGAUAGAACUGUGAUUAGUUCAGCCAGAUCCUUCAGGAUAGCUGCAAGUGCAUCAUUACCUGUGCUCAACAGGUACCAUGCAAGACAAGAUAGAAGUUCAGAUGAGGAAAGCUUAUCCCCCUAGUGUUGUGAAUACGAAAGAAAUAAUAGUCUCUCAGGAUAACAAUGAAAGUAAAGGAAUUUCCCAAUUCAAGUUAAUUGCCAGCAUUCAGUCAUUAGGUAUAUAACCUUCAACAGGAUUUCUACCAUUACCACGAGAAUCCCAUCUGACAACUUUCCUUGAAAUUGAAUAUCAAACACUUAACAGACAUGAUAUGGGAGAGAACAAGCCGUUGACAGAAUCCGUACCAUCUUUACCAUCAACACUAAAAAUUCAUAUGAAGCUGGAAUGAAUUUUUAAAGGGGAAGUAAAUUAGUGCAAGACACGUCUAUUUUUUUGUUUCUUUAAAUCGAAUCCAUAUCACAUAGUUAGUGUAGGUUUUAUUAGGUCAGACUCCCACACGUUUUCAUAUU
Messenger RNA from Gastrolobium bilobum, 3091 nucleotides. Its product is annotated as formin-like protein 6. The transcript is spliced from 4 exons. The coding region runs from base 84 to 2702 and encodes 872 amino acids. The record is from RefSeq and is a predicted model, not a curated record. Gene Ontology annotation, biological process: actin cytoskeleton organization; actin nucleation. Gene Ontology annotation, molecular function: actin filament binding. NCBI's taxonomy places the organism in Eukaryota, Viridiplantae, Streptophyta, Magnoliopsida, Fabales, Fabaceae.